AGUGCACUUGUAUUUAUAUAUCUAUAUUUAAAAUAUAUUCGAAUUACGAAUAUAUUACAAAAAUUCAAAUCGAUAUAGUGCAUCCGCCAAUUACUUAUAUUAAAUGUUAUCUCGAAAAAUCGAACGCCGCCAAAUCAGAUGUUCAAAUAACAGUUCGUGGAGAUGGCAACGGAUUCAUAUCGUUUGACGUAUACGUUCAGCGAAAUCUCUUUUAGAUUAUGUAUCAUAUAAGUUUUUAUACGAUCGUUUAUACAUUUAUUAUCGUACGAGAGCUUGUUGCUGAUUUGGUGUUGACAGUUUCGGAAUAAUGUUCCGAAAUCUGAAAUUAGUCUUUGGCAAAAUUCGACAAAAUACAACAAAAUCUUUCCAUUUAUGCGGACAGCGGUAUUUUCAAAGUUUAAGGGAACCUUCUCAACCUUUAAAACGAUGUCCAAAAUGGGUUUGCGUAGAAGACGCGGUAAAGAUCAUAAAUUCAGAACAUUUGGUUUUCAUACAAGGUGGUGCGGCCACGCCGAUGGAGCUCGUACGUGCCAUGACCGAACACGGGGUAUGCAACAAUCUACGCGGCGUCAGGUUGGUGCAUAUGAGCCUCGAGGGUGAUACACCGUUCGCUAAUCCCGAGUUUGAGAAGCACUUCAGAUCUAUCAGCCUGUACGUGGGUACCAAUCUCAGGGAGGCGGUGAACGAGGGACGGGCGGACUGCAUUCCGGUAUUCCUGCACGAGGCGCCGAGAUUGUUCUUCGAGAAGAAAAUCGUGCCGGACAUCGCCCUGAUUCACGUCAGCAUGCCGGAUGUACGUGGAUUCUGCUCGCUCGGCGUGAGCGCGGAUUGUACCCGCGCGGCUAUUUGCACCGCUAAAGUUCUCAUUGCGCAAGUAAACGAACACAUGCCAAGGUCCUUCGGUGACACGGUCAUCCACUCGAGUCAUUUUGACUGGGCGGUGAGAUACGAUUGUCCUCUACCUUGCGUGGUCUGUCCACCACCUAACGAGCUCGAGACUGAAAUCGGCAAGAUCAUCGCGCAACGCUUGAUCGAGGAUGGAGCGACAUUGCAACUCGGCAUCGGUAAUAUUCCUGACGCGGUGCUCUGCGCCCUGGUUAAUCACAAGGACUUGGGAAUACAUUCGGAGAUCCUUUGCGACGCGAUGGUCGACCUCGUCGAGCACGGCAACAUCACGAAUAAAUGCAAAGUCAAGCAUAGAGGACGUAUGAUCGGUUCUUUCGGCAUCGGCACGAAACGAUUGUACGACUUUCUGCACAACAAUCCGUUUGUCGAGAUGUUAGCGAUCAAUUAUGUUAACGAUCCACGAGUGAUUUCGAUGCAGCCGAAGAUGACGGCUAUUAACUCUUGCAUCGAGAUGGAUCUCACCGGCCAGGUGUGCUCCGACAGUUUAGGCUGCAAGAUGUAUUCUGGCUUCGGCGGUCAGUUGGAUUUUCUUCGAGGUGCGGCGAUUAGUCAGGACGGUCGUGGAAAGGCCAUCAUCGCGUUCCCUUCGGUCACCAGCAAAGGAGAGAGUAAAAUACAACCAGUGCUUAAACUCGGAGCUGGAGUUGUGGUUACAAGAGCUCACGUGCAUUACGUAGUCACGGAACACGGGGUGGCAAAUCUCUUCGGUAAAACCUUACGACAAAGAGCGAAUGCAUUGAUUCAAAUUGCGCAUCCCGAUCAUAGAGAAUGCCUCGAAAAAGCCGCGUUCGAUCGCUUAAAAUCUAACCCGACGAAAUAUCUGUAACGUUUGUGAUGUGUAAAUAUAUACAAAUUAUAUAAUAAUGUUCAAGUUCUGUAUUAAGUGCAUACACAAGAGAGAGGUAGAUAUUCAAGUACAUGUCCAAGCUUAAUUUAGUUUCGAAUCCAUUAAAUUAAUGUCACAUAAA
Molecule: messenger RNA, 1874 nt
Organism: Nylanderia fulva
Lineage: Eukaryota; Metazoa; Arthropoda; Insecta; Hymenoptera; Formicidae
Product: succinyl-CoA:acetate/propanoyl-CoA:succinate CoA transferase
Biological process (GO): acetate metabolic process
Cellular component (GO): mitochondrion
Molecular function (GO): acetate CoA-transferase activity
Source: RefSeq, a predicted model, not a curated record